Alternaria burnsii is the source of this 1479-nucleotide messenger RNA. RefSeq names its product low-temperature viability protein ltv1. The coding region runs from base 1 to 1479 and encodes 492 amino acids. The transcript is spliced from 2 exons. The record is from RefSeq and is a predicted model, not a curated record. Gene Ontology annotation, cellular component: preribosome, small subunit precursor; cytosol; nucleus. Lineage: Eukaryota; Fungi; Ascomycota; Dothideomycetes; Pleosporales; Pleosporaceae. Gene Ontology annotation, biological process: ribosomal small subunit export from nucleus; ribosomal small subunit biogenesis.
AUGCCUCGCCGACAGUUCAUCGAUAAGAAGAACGCGACAAACUUUCGUCUCGUCCACCGCGCCCAAAAUGACCCGCGGAUCCACGACGAAGAUGCCCCGCAGAUGGUCUUCGCUGAGACCAGCGCACCCAACCAGCGCGAAGAGGACCAGCCCGCUGGAAGUUCACGUGCGUCGCAAUACUCGUCCGUGACGGGACGCAGCGCAAUCAAGUCAAGGCGCGACCUAGAGAGCGAAUAUGGCGACAAAGUACGGAAGAACGAGGGCGAAGCGGCCAACUAUGGCAUCUACUACGACGACAGCAAAUACGACUACAUGCAACACAUGCGCGACCUGGGCUCCGGCGGCGGCGAUGCAUACUUUGUCGAAGCCAAAGCCGAGAAGAAGGGAAAGCAGAAGAUGGAUUUGGCCGACAUGCUGCGCGACGCCUCACUGAGCGACAGCAGAAGCCAGGCCGACCUCAGCGUGAGCAGCAACAUCAGCAGUGUGAGCGACUUUUUUGGCGAAGACAUGGCACCCUCAGAGUUCGUCCGCAAAACCACGUACCAAGACCAACAAAACAUUCCCGACGCCCUCAGAGGAUUCCAGCCAGACAUGGACCCGCGCCUGCGCGAAGUGCUCGAAGCGCUCGAAGACGAAGCCUACGUCGAAGACGACGAAGACAUCUUCAACGACCUAACCCAAGACGGCUACGAAGUUGAUCAACGAGAAUUCGAGUCGACAGACUUUGACAACGCGGGAGAGGACGACAGAAACCCCAUGGACCGUUUCCUCGACGGCGACGACGACGCAGGCUGGGAAUCCGAUGACACAGUCAAAGCGCCUUCCCCCAGACAAAAGCCCGCCAGUGGCGAGAUGCCUGCGCCAGACGAAGCACCCGCCCCAGCCGACGCAGCCGACCUCGCCUAUCUAGACGAAUUCAAGAAGUUUAAACAAGACGUAAAAGCCGCCAAACCCCAGAACAACAACGAUGCCGCCAACAGAGGCAUCCCCGAUAACCAGUCCUUCAUAACAGGCGCAUCAGGCCUAACUUCAGGCGGCCGCCACAAGAAGCGAAAAGGCGCAAAGACAUCUACAUCUGGCUAUUCAAUGUCUAGUUCUGCGCUCCACAGGACCGAAGGACUUACCUUGCUGGACCAGCGCUUCGACAAGAUUGAAGAAGAGUAUGCUGACGAUGGGUUCGGGAAUUACGAUGACAUGCCUGAUGAUGCGUCCAUGGUCAGUGGAAUGAGCAAGAUGAGCAAAAUGUCCGGUAUGAGUGGUAUGAGUGGGUGGUCGAGCUCAGAGGCGCCCCCGCUGCGCAGCGAUUUCGAUAGCAUCAUGGAUGAUUUCUUGGGGAACCAUCAUAGUGUGGGUAAGAGUGGACGCAGGGUUAAGAAGGGUAAGCAGCAGAGUGGGCUGGAGCAGUUGGAUGAGGUGAGGAGGGGGCUUGGGGCGCCCAGGGUGAAGCCGCAGGAUAAGUUUAGUGUGUUGAGGGCUUGA